Messenger RNA from Entrophospora candida, 186 nucleotides. Lineage: Eukaryota; Fungi; Glomeromycota; Glomeromycetes; Entrophosporales; Entrophosporaceae. The record is from the annotation of a GenBank genome assembly.
AUGGCAAAAAUAUUUCGUGGUAAAGGCAUCACUUUGCUGCUAUUUUCACAACUUAAAAUAUUUUUCCCAAUUGUUAUUUGUGGCAAGCCAAAAAGUUCAAGGAACUCAAGUAUUGGCAGUGAAAAUGAGUUUUUAGGAAUAAAUCGUGUGAUUGUUCCAUUUGUUACAUGCGGUGAUCUAAGGUAA